Molecule: messenger RNA, 2783 nt
Organism: Dermatophagoides farinae (American house dust mite)
Lineage: Eukaryota; Metazoa; Arthropoda; Arachnida; Sarcoptiformes; Pyroglyphidae
Product: RNA-binding protein spenito
Molecular function (GO): RNA binding
Source: RefSeq, a predicted model, not a curated record
AAUUUUCCAGAAAACGAGCAGUGUUUAUUGUCUGUUCUUUGUUUCUCUUUCACUCAGUAUGUUUGUGAUGAGGCGACACUGAAAUGUUUUUCUGUUUUUUUCAGCAUUCAAAUUAAUCAUCAACAUUGAUUAUUUCUAAAUUCUAAAAUCAACGAGGAUAAAUCGAUUCAUUCAUAAUAUAUCAGAUAAUAAGUAAACAAAUUUUGUUCUGACAUGCCACGAUAUGAUGAAAGUCCUCGUGGUCAUUCACCACUGGAUCGUAGUCGUGAUGUUUCUCGUCGUUUGAAAUCUCCAUUGUUGGAUCGUCGUCGACGUGAUUCACCACCAUUACCACCACCACCUCUACCACGUUCACGUGAUCAUAUUCCAAUGUAUCAUCAACAUGAUGAUGGAUAUAUUCAACCAUUACGAUCAUCACAUCAUUCACGACAAAAUUCAUCAUCUGAUUUAACGACAACAACCUAUAAAAUUCUAUGCGUCAGUAACAUUAGCAACAAAUAUCCGGAUAGUACAGUCCGUAAUGAAUUGAUCAAAGAAUUUGCUCGUUUCGGAAAUCCAUCAGUGAAACUAGUGUAUGACAAAAACACCAGAAUAGCGUACAUCUAUUUCAAUUCAUAUGAAGAUGCUCGUGAUGCUCGUCAUUCAAAAUAUCGUUUGAUAUUGUUUGAAAAACAAAUCAUCAUUGAUCCAAUCUAUGAUCGUGUAUCAACACCCCGUCGACGUUCGCUUACUCCAGAAUAUGGACGAAGUUCAAUGCGACACAUGUCACCACCGAUGCAACGACGGCCACCACCACCACCACCACCUCAACGUAAUACAAUGAAUCAGGAUCGUUAUCAACUAUCUCAUUCAUCCCGGGAUCCUUACCGUGAUAAUUAUAAUCAACAGAUGAAUAAUCGUAACAAUGAUUAUCACCAUUCGAACUCGAUGAAUAUGCGUGGCCAACAACAUCAUCAUCAACAACAACAAAAUCAGCAACAACGUGAAUCAAAGAAAGAAAAAUUUCCAAAUUAUCUCCAUCAUAUACCUCCAGAAGAGGAUGAUAAAUCUACUCGAACAUUAUUUGUCGGUAACCUUGAAGUCACCAUUACUGAACCAGAUUUAAGACGAAUUUUCGAACGUUAUGGUGUUGUCGAAGAUGUUGAUGUUAAACGUCCACCACCUGGCCAAGGAAAUGCAUAUGCAUUCAUUAAAUUUCUUAAUCUUGACAUGGCUCAUCGUGCCAAAGUAGAAAUGUCAGGCCAAUAUAUUGGAAAAUUUCAAUGCAAAAUUGGCUAUGGUAAAGCUACCCCAACUACUAGAAUCUGGAUUGGUGGUCUAGGACCUUGGAUAACGUUUGGACAAUUAGACAAGGAAUUUGAUCGUUUUGGAGUGAUUCGCAAAAUUGAUUAUGUCAAAGGUGAAAAUUAUGCUUAUAUUCAAUUUGAUACAAUCGACGCUGCUCAAGCAGCUUGUGCUGCUAUGCGGGGUUAUCCAUUAGGAGGUCCGGACAAACGUCUUCGCAUUGAUUAUGCUGAUCCCGGUCCGUUUUCUACAUCUCCACGACCAAGCAAUGAACAAGGAUCAUUCGGUUUUAAUAAUUCACCUCGUUCUACUUCGAAUAAUAAUGGCAAUAAUUUCGAAUAUUGGUCGAAUAAUCAAGAUUCAAAUGCUCCUUCGCCAAAACGACGACGUGUUCUUUCACCCGAUAGUGAAAAUGAUCGAAAAAAAUCGCCAAAUAACAAUUCAGGUUUGGAUUCUAUUGUCUCACCGCAUGCUGGCGGUGGAGCCCGUGAAGGGUCACCAAAUUUUGAAAUAUCAAAUGGAAAAUCUGACAUAAAAGUGACAAUCAUGGAAAGUGUUACAUCUGUUUCGGAAUUGAUUAAAUGUUGCCCACCAACAUGGGCCGGUGGUUUGAUUCUGAAAUCAAGUGGUUUUGCUCUUCGAAUGUAUUUUUGCAGUGGUGACAUUCAACUUGUUGAUCUAAUGAAAGAAACAACAACUUCAACAACAGAUCAGCAAGCACAACCACAAUCAAUACUUCGUAUUACUCAACGUUUACGGCUUGAAUCUACAAAAUUGGAAGAAGUGACCAAAAGGAUAAGUUCAUCAACUAAUAAUGGUGUCAGUGGUAACAAUCCGAGUGGUCAUUGUAUAUUGAUAGCAUCACAAGCCAAUAAUCUUCAAUUGAAUUUUAAUUCAUGUGCUGUUGGUGCUGGUGCAAGUGGUAGUGGAGGGGAAGAUAAUGCAGGUGGCAACACUUCAGCCAAUAUACAACAGCGACCAAUUCGUAAUCUUGUCACCUAUCUUAAGUCAAAAGAUGCAGCUGGCGUUGUUAUACUUCCGGGCAAAUCAUCAACACAACCACAAACAACAUCAUCUACAACAACAGCUACUUCAUCUUCAACACCAGGAGGUGAACAAACAAAUGAAACAUCAAAAAAUGUUCUUUAUCUGUUUCCACCACAUCCAUUCUCACUUGAAUUAAUUCAACGUAUAGCACCGAAUAUCAGCGAAAAUUCUGCAAAUAAAGAAGAUUAUUUUGUUGUUGUUCUUGUGCGUGGCAGCAACUGAAUGAAGCGAUUCAAUUUAUGAAAUGGAUGUGUUUAAUUUGAAUUUUAAAAAUAAUUGGUGGCCGCUCAGUGGGUGUUGAUUCGAAAUCGUGUUUAUUGUGUCAUUUUCAUCGAUGCUAUUUUUAUUUGCUCUCUCUCUUCCCCUAUACCGAUCAUCAUAACAAGCAAAAAAAAAGAAUCUCAUUAAUUUCAAAUAUCAAAAAUAUUCAUAUUAUAUUAUCCAGUAAUUCA